AUGCCCCGGAUCAAGACCAAACGCACCAAAGCCGCACCCGACGGCUUCGACAAGAUCCAGCCCACUCUGAUAGACUUCGAUCUGCAACUGAAGGAAGUACAAGACCAACAAGCCUCGAAACUCAAAGCCAAAGCCAAUGAAGGAACUUGGAAAGUCUUGCGCAUCACUCAUGAGCGGUCCCGGUACAUCUACAGUCUGUACUACAAACGCAAAGCCAUUUCCAAAGAGCUUUACGAAUGGCUGUUACGUGAGAAGUACGCUGAUAAGAUGCUUAUCGCCAAGUGGAAGAAGCGUGGAUAUGAAAAGCUGUGUUGUCUGCGGUGUAUACAAAGUACGGAAUCGAGUUCCGAGGGCAACACCUGUAUAUGCAGGGUACCAAGAAGCGUGCUAGAGAAGAAUAGCGAAGAUGGAGUGGUCACAUUUACCAGAUGUGUUCAUUGUGGUUGUGCUGGGUGUGCCAGCAGCGACUAG
Lachancea sp. 'fantastica' is the source of this 471-nucleotide messenger RNA. The record is from the annotation of a GenBank genome assembly. Lineage: Eukaryota; Fungi; Ascomycota; Saccharomycetes; Saccharomycetales; Saccharomycetaceae.